Sabethes cyaneus is the source of this 2460-nucleotide messenger RNA. RefSeq lists its product as uncharacterized. Gene Ontology annotation, biological process: DNA integration. The record is from RefSeq and is a predicted model, not a curated record. The transcript has a single exon. Gene Ontology annotation, molecular function: nucleic acid binding. Bases 1 to 2460 code for a protein of 819 amino acids. Lineage: Eukaryota; Metazoa; Arthropoda; Insecta; Diptera; Culicidae.
AUGCGGGCACCAAAUCGGGCUAUCAAUCGCGAAUACUUUCGUCUACCGACUCUUGAGGAAAUGAAAAUCAAGCUGUACGGCGCCAAGUAUUUUACGAAGCUGGAUCUGAAAAAUGCCUACUAUCACCUAGAGCUGAACCGCGAAUCGCGUGAUCUGACGACUUUUCUGGCAGAAAGUGGCAUGUUCCGUUUCACACGGCUGAUGUUCGGUGUGAAUUGUGCGCCGGAGAUAUUCCAAAGGGAAAUGACACGUGUCCUAGAAAGCAUUGAAAACAAAAUUGUCUAUAUCGACGACAUUUUGAUUUUUGCUGAUGAGUUAGGAAAGCUUCAUAAAACAGUCGCAGAUGUGUUAAGAAUUCUUGAAAAUCAUAAUUUAACUCUAAACACAUCAAAAUGUGAAUUCGAUAAAAAAAGGAUAGUAUUUUUGGGGCACGAGUUAGAUCAAGAUGGGUUCCACAUUGAAAAAUCUAAGGUAGAAGCUAUUCAAAAAUUUCGGCGCCCAACGUCAGUCUCAGAAUUGAGGAGCUUUCUAGGUCUAGCAUCGUUCGUUAGCCCGUACAUACGAAAUUUCGCUAAAAUUACGAGCUCCUUGUGGACAGUUGCGGGUUCCAAAGCAUGGAUUUGGGGAGAGCAACAAGAGAAAGCAUUUCACAAAGUGAAGGAGCAAAUAAUUCUUUGUACGCUAUCUCUAGGCUAUUUUUCAGAGCGCGAAAGUACCAUUCUCUACACUGACGCUUCUCCUAAUGCAUUAGGAGCCGUGUUAGUUCAGGAGGGUGCAAAUAAAACGCGCCGCAUUAUUAGUUUUGCGUCUAAAGCCUUGACACCCACCGAACGCAGAUAUGCCCAAAAUCAGAGAGAAGCUCUAAGUGCAGUAUGGGCUGUUGAGCAUUUUUCUUACUUCCUAUUAGGGAGACACUUUACUUUGCGCACCGAUGCUAGAGGUAUAACUUUCAUUUUUGAUCGUGCACGCGAAAAUACGAAAAGAGCGCUGACUAGAGCAGACGGUUGGGCUUUGCGUCUCAGCCCAUAUAGUUAUACUGUGGAAUAUGUGAAAGGCCGAGACAACAUAGCUGACCCGUCGUCAAGACUGUAUGAAGGAAAUGAUGUUCCAUUCGACGAAGACGCAAGCCCAUGGGAGAUCGCUAAUCUAGAAGCCAACGUCGUUAGCUUUCUAACCGAGGAUGAAAUCAGAGAAGUUACCGCUGAAGACGAAAUACUUAAACAGGUGAUUCAGGCGCUUGGCUCGGGGUGCUGGACUAAACCGUUAAACCGAUAUCGGGCGGUAUCAAGCGAUCUUUCUGUAAAAAAUGGUUUGAUUACGAAACUGGGAUGUAUCGUGAUACCAGAAAAACUUCGUCAGAAGACACUUGAAGUUGCUCACGCUGGACAUCCCCUGGCAGCAAAACUCAAGAGCAUUCUUCGAGAGCGCGUAUGGUGGCCGGAGAUGAGUAAGAAUGCCGAAGAAUGGGUUAAUUCUUGUAAAACAUGCGCAGUGAAUGGUAGGCCUGAAAAACCAACUCCGAUGCAACGCAUAUUUGCUCCGAAAACCGUCUGGGAAACGAUAGCUCUGGACUUUAACGGUCCAUAUGCAAGAUACGGCGGAAUUUUAAUUCUAGUUGCGAUUGACUAUAGAUCCAGGUACGCUUUCGCUAGAGCUGUGAAAUCUACGAGUUUCGAAAACACAAAAAAGGUUCUCGAUGAGAUAUUUAGGAUGGAAGGUUUUCCAAAAGCUAUAAAGACCGACAAUGGUCCUCCCUUCAACAGUGAGGAGUAUAAGAAGUAUUGUAGCGAACGGGGAAUCCAAUCCAUAUUCUCUACGCCGUUUUUCCCACAGCAGAAUGGCUUGGUGGAAAAUUUCAUGAAGAUCAUCAACAAAGCAAUGUCAGCAGCAGUGUCGAAUAAAACUGACUAUAAUGAGGAACUGCAGUCUGCUGUGCAGGCGCACAAUGCGGCAGCUCAUUCAGUCACUAAGAUGGCCCCAGAAGAGGUUUUGUGCGGGCGGAAAAUUCAAAGGGGACUUCCUUUGUUUAUCCGAGGCAGAUCUAAUGUAGACGAUCAGCUGUUGGAUUCGAGAGAUUCGAGGGCAAAAAUUCAAUCGAAGGCUCAUCAAGAUCGUAAACGUAGCGCAAAACCUUGCAGAGUUGGCCCUGGUGACACUGUUAUAGUGGAACGGUAUUCUAAAACAAAGGGAGAAGCAAGGUUCGACGCGAAACGCUACACUGUAGUUCAGGAGAACAACGGCAAUUUAGUCCUAAACGACGAUGGUGGUAACCUACUGAAGCGACAUGUUUCUCAGGUCAAGAAAGUGCACUUUUGGCGGCCUACGCCUUUGAUUUCGAGUUCCGCUAAAUCGGCAACUUCAACGUUUGCGGCAGUUGAUAACUCUAACCCAGCUGCUAUUUCAACUCGCCUUCCAAGGGAUAGAAAGGCUCCGUCAUAUUUGGUUGAUUAUAAGGUUUGA